Messenger RNA from Clupea harengus (Atlantic herring), 2647 nucleotides. It is a transcript of the gene tnfsf13b, whose product is annotated as TNF superfamily member 13b. The record is from RefSeq and is a predicted model, not a curated record. The transcript is spliced from 7 exons. Gene Ontology annotation, biological process: immune response; positive regulation of B cell proliferation. NCBI's taxonomy places the organism in Eukaryota, Metazoa, Chordata, Actinopteri, Clupeiformes, Clupeidae. Gene Ontology annotation, molecular function: tumor necrosis factor receptor binding; receptor ligand activity. Gene Ontology annotation, cellular component: membrane. The coding region runs from base 527 to 1306 and encodes 259 amino acids.
UCAACUUCCUCAUUUGUGACUGGUUAGCUAGGAACUGAGUUGGAUGUCCUUGGGCUUCCGUCUUCAUGUGCUUUGUCUUCAUUGCAGUUAUCUCCUUCAGAAUGGAAGUCUUUUCUGCCUUGUUCGUGCAGUAACGAUGUGGCUUCUAGAAUAUUGGCAGGAAGUACUUGGCUGUGGUUGAGCAUCCGCUGGCAGGAUUUGGCACUCAGUCAUAGCUUUCACCUCAGUCAUCGCAGGGCAGAUAUCAUCACUGGGGUCCAACCACUUUUGCUCUUGACAGAACGCUCUGGAGGUCAGGAUUGAGGUGAAGUAGGACAAGGAGUGAAAGCAACCGCCUGAGGAGCAAUUCCCGAGCAGCACUUUCGUUUUAGCUGCCAGAGACAUCAUCAACCAGAGGAGAAAGCCCAAGACCCAUGCAGAGAAGCCUGAAACCUAAGAGGAACUGCUGAAGAACAGUCUUUAAGAGCCAUGCUCUGUGUGUGAGUGGAGCCUUUUUGGCACGCUGGCGGACGUUUCAGCCCGCGGGAUGGUGAGGGUCAACGGGGCUGGUGGCGGCCGGAGGGGAGGGGUGCCCUGGAUGGUGGCACUGCUGGCCCUGGCGGCGGUCACCUCGUCGUCACUGUCGGCCCUGUCACUGUACCGCGUGCUGGCACUGCAGGCGGAGGUGGAGGGGCUGCGCUCGGAGGUGAACCGACGCCGAGAGGAGCGCUGGGGUGCGCCAGGAGAGGCUCAGCAGCAGAGGCCGGCGGAUGACAACUGGACCCAGACAGAGCAGCAGAGGCAGCUUGAUGCCACAAGUGAAACUGUGACUGACAAGCCUGAAAGACAUGCAAAGAGAAGUACCGGAGAAGAACAGGCAGUAUUGCAGCCUUGUUUGCAGAUGUUGGCAGAUAACAAGAGAGCAACCUUUCAGAAGGAGUUCGCCCUGGUGACACACACAGGCAUCCCCUGGCAGACAGGCCUGAGACGGGGCACCGCCCUGGAGCUCCGUGAGGACAUCAUCCAGGUCAACGAAGAAGGCUUCUUCUUCAUCUACAGCCAGGUACACUACACUGACCCUUUGUAUGCUAUGGGACACAUCAUCAUACGCAUGAAAAAGAACGUGGUGGGGGAUGAGCGUCAGCAUGUCAUCCUCUUCCGCUGCAUCCAGAACAUGAACAAGGUCUAUCCCUCCAACACCUGCUACACGGGAGGCAUAGCCAAACUAGAGGUGGGGGACAAGGUGGAAUUGCUCAUCCCACGACCAAAUGCCAAUGUGUCCCUGGAUGGGGACUUUACCUUCCUUGGAGCCAUCAAGUUGGCCUAAGCAGUAAGACUGGGACUAGAGGAUUUGCACACAGUGCCAAUUUCCACAGACUUUGUAUCUUGGUGACACUACACUUUCAUAUCAAAGACAUAGAAGAAAAAGAUGCUGGAGGUAACAAAUGUACCAGUCUUUGGCCCAUUCUGUAGUUACUUAUUCAGUGAGUAUCACUCAGGCUUUUGGGGAAAGUGGGAAAGGAGUCUUGACAGACCUUAUCAGCACAUAGACCAAUCCUUUGUCCAAGUCUUUGGACUUUCAGACCAGAAGAAAAAGGGACAGUAAUGAAUCCAACAUGAAAGCAGCAUUAACUGCAUGAGAGGCAUGGGAAACGUCCCCUAGUUUCCAGUUGCUCUUCCCUUGCUACUGAUAACUGAUACCCAUGGUGGACAGUAUAUCCUAAUGGCUUUUAUAUGCAGGAACAGGAAAAAGAUAAGGUUGAAUACACACACACAAGAAAACAGGACACAUGAACUGCCGUGGAUGGGAACACUGUCGAUUUCUUUGGUGUGAUCCAAGCUGAAAGUACUCCAUUUUGUAGUGCAAUAAAUACAUUUGCACAUCUGUACAGGCAAAGCAAUAUUGUCAUGUGGACAAGACAAGAACAUUGCUGUCUGUUGUAUUACUUGUUGAUAAGUCAUUCAUGUGUUCAAUGUCUUGGAGGAUCUGAUUGCAGUGUGUACAGUGUUUACUGUACAGUGUGUACAGUCUUCACUGUGCUUGCCAUGGCAACAGUUGCCACAGUUAAACAAACAACAGGCAUCAAUUUUGGCGCAUGAAAAAAAACAGGCUAACUGCAGUCUCUGCAUCACUCGACUUGCUAAUACAGUUAAUGCUACUACAAACAGGAAGUCUUGACACUUGAUCAGCAUUUUGACAUUUUCUCACUUCAUUAGCAUUUCAGUGUAUUAUUUGGGAAGAAGAGAUACGGACAGAAAGCUGUAUUUCUAACUGACGGUCUCUUUUUUUUUUUUUGGGUGCACAGUAUUUUAUCACUGUUAUUCAUCCAUCUAUCUGUUCCAUAUUUGCUUUGUGCUUAGCCAUACAUACACUCUCUCUGCUUGUAGCUUACCUUGAAUAACAUUACCAGUGUGACCAGUAUCUAAAGCAAUGUGUAUCUUACACAAAGUUAUUUUACUGGAGGUUUUUCUCUUACAUUUUGUUUGGUAAAGAUUCAAAUGUUGUCAUUUAUUUGUCCCAGUAGAUGGCAGCAUAUUCACACAGGUUUGCGGCCAUGAUUCUAUUCCCUUUGCCUCAGAAUCCUUCAGCAACACAUCAAGUAAUACUGCCUGUGCUCAGUCUUUUGUGAAUAGUGAUGUCAAAUAAAACUACAUACACACCAGCUUC